Molecule: messenger RNA, 2048 nt
Organism: Dermacentor andersoni
Lineage: Eukaryota; Metazoa; Arthropoda; Arachnida; Ixodida; Ixodidae
Product: piggyBac transposable element-derived protein 4-like
Source: RefSeq, a predicted model, not a curated record
UGCACUCGGAAUUUUCGCUCCCGUAGGACUCGAUCGACGAGAGUUUGGCAUGAAUGUGGACUCGCUCACACGCGAAGAGGCACUGGAACUCUUUUUCAGCCUGCCAGAUGAGUCCGAAACAAGUGAGGACGAGGCACUGAGUAGCGAGGAUGAGUUCGUUCCGGAGCUUGCACCACCAGAUUCGAGUCCCGACGAAGAUGAUAACGAAGCAGGUCCAUCAACAAGCAAACGCAAGAAACGGCGACCAACAAUUUCAAAGAACAGGAAAAAAAGCAAGCGGGAAACAGUCGAGCCUUAUCACGAAGUAGGUGACGUGCUAGGAGAGGAAGUUGGUGACAAGUGGAGUACAAAUGAACCGCCGAUCCGCGUUGGGAUUCCAAAAUCAUGGGACCCUCACUUCUCAACAAAGGCCGUGGUGCGGGCAGCCGACUGUUUUGAUCUGUACUUCGACGAUGAAGUGUUGGAAAUGAUUGUAGAGCGCACAAACCGUGCCGGGGCACUAAAAUACCCUAAGAAGUGGGCGGUGCUCACAAGUGAUGAGCUGCGCGCUUAUUUUGGAUUGCUGUUUCUGAUGAGCGUGUCACCACGACAUCACUUUUAUCAUUACUGGAGCCGUGAUUCUCUUUUCAACUGCGAAGAAAUCGCCAAAGUGAUGUCUUUCAAGCGCUUCCAGUAUAUCAUGAAUUCCCUUCGUGUAAACGACCCAAGCAAAGAAAAGAAAAGAGGAGAAGAUGGUUAUGACAGGCUUGCUAAGCUGCGUCCCCUUAUUGAUAAACUGAACAAGAAAUUUCAGGAAGAAUACUCGCCGUCAUCUCACCAGGCAAUUGACGAGAGCAUGGUUGCUUUCAAAGGAAGAUCUAGUAUGAAACAGUACCUUCCAAUGAAGCCCAUAAAAAGAGGGUAUAAAGUCUGGUGCAGGGCCGACUCAAAGACGGGCUAUUUGCUGCAAUUUCAGGUGUAUGAAGGGAAGAACGCACAAAGACCGGCCAAUCAAAGCCUUGGUGAGCAUGUCGUUCUUUCUCUGUCAGAGAACGUGCAGCCUGGAACGCGGCUAUUCUUUGAUAACUAUUUUACCUGCACUCGCCUAAUGGAAACUCUCGCUGAGAGGAGCAUCCUAGCCGCAGGGACGGUUCGCACCAACAGAAAGGACUUGCCCGAAGAACUAAAGCGAAACAACAAGCUAAAGAAGGGAGAAUACCUGUGGCGCUCCAAAGGUCAGGUCACAGCCUAUCAGUGGCGUGACACUAAAGAUGUUCACCUCUUGUCGAAUUUCCAUGAUCCGACGGAAACUGUCGAAGUGUCACGGAAGCUUGCCAAUGGCUCUUCGGUGGCUGUGAUCUGCCCAAAAGCACUGGCAGACUACAACAUGUCGAUAGGAGCCGUAGACAAAUUUGAUCAAAAGCGAAAUGCCUACACUUCUGAUAGGCGUUCCAAGAAGUCCUGGUAUAGGAUAUUUUAUUUUCUCUUCGAUGCUUCUGUCGUCAAUGUAUUCAUUCAAUACUGCGCCAACAAUGACAUAACAUACUUGUGGUUCCGGCUUGUUCUAGGACGGCAACUCAUAAAUGGACAAAGGUUCAGGCACUACACUAGCACAGGACCAUUCCGGAAGAACAAGGAGGGCCGAAAGAACGGCCAAAAAAUGGUUGGAGUCUCGGAGGAAAUUCGGUUCACAGGGAGCGGCCACAAUCCACAAAAAGUGCCCACAAGGUGAAGGUGCAGGUGGUGCUCCACCACAGGAAAUGAGGUCCGCACAAAGUUCAUGUGUGGGGUGUGCAAGGUGCCCCUGUGUGCCACUUGUUUUGGUGCCUUUCACACUAAAUAGGCACAAAAGUGAUCUUAGCAGGGUGCCUUCAUGAGACAACGGGACAGUGUUGUCCCACUUCCGAAAUCCACGGAAUGUGCCAAUGGGACAUAUACGUCCCACUUUUUUCUAAUAAACUAGGCAUGUUAUAAUUCUCAAACUUGUUUAGUAUCAUUUGUGAAGCCUUCAGGAGCUCAAAAAAGCAAAGCAUUUCCCUUUUUUGCUAGAAAACCAUAUAUGAACUCAC